UGUGUUAGUGCUCAUGUAUUCACACACAGUCAUUAUUAAUCCAUACACAUUUCUAAAAGGAACCGAAAGGAAGUGGAAGGGGAUUCGAAGGAAGUCUUUUCCGCUCGUCACGUUUUGCUGCCUUGAGCGUUCUCAUCUCUCAUUUAACUUAUUUAAUAAGUAUCCAAAAACCUUUAAUCAACAAUGGAACUCCCAAAAUGUUUCUUUGACAUGAGUGUCGAUGAUAAACCAGUUGGUCGCAUUGUCAUCGAGUUGAGAAGCGAUGUCGUUCCUAAGACUGCUGAGAACUUCCGUGCUCUUUGCACAGGAGAAAAAGGAUUUGGCUACAAGAACAGUUCGUUCCAUCGUAUCAUUCCAAAUUUCAUGUGUCAAGGUGGUGAUUUCACCAAGCACAAUGGUACUGGAGGAAAAUCAAUUUACGGAGAAAAAUUCGAGGAUGAGAACUUCCAACUUAAACACACCGGUCCAGGAAUUAUGUCAAUGGCAAAUGCUGGAGCAAACACAAAUGGCUCUCAAUUCUUCAUCACCACUGUUAAAACCGCGUGGUUGGACAAUAAACACGUUGUCUUUGGUUCCGUCGUUGAAGGUAUGGAUAUAGUCAAAAAAUUGGAAAGCUUUGGAUCUCAAAAUGGAAGGACUUCCAAGAAAAUUUGCAUUGCCGACUGUGGUCAACUUUAAAAAAAAAAAUAAGGAAAAAACUUUGUCUUCUCAAUUCCAUAAAGCGGAAAAAAGCCAUGUUGAUUUGAAACAAAAAGCAUUUAAAUUUCCUUUCCCUCUGCCUGUUGUUCAUUGAAGUCAUGAAUGGAAAAGGAAAAUUCUUAACGAAAAAGUUUUGAAAAUGUCGAUGAAAGAUCAAGAAUUUCUAAAUCAGAUUUAUCUUUAAAAAAAGGCACAUUUACAUUUUUCAAUUCAUAAAUUUCCAUUCAUUACCUCUUUGAUACAUUUUUUUGAAAUUUAAAUUAAUCAGGGUAUUGAACGAAAACAAAAAACUUUUAAUUCUCCGACUAGUACUUUUAUGUAUAGAUAUGGUGAUUUUUUUUUAAAUCGACUCUAUUCCUAAUAAUAUGUACUUAUUCACGUAAUAAUUAACAAUUUCAAUGCGUGGUGGUAUAUUCCGUUUAAAAGUGUAUACUUAUGAGACGAAUAUUAAAAAAUGUUCUUUGCCCUGGAAAUAAAUUUUAUACUGUUUUUUUUCCCCUAUUUUCAAUAGUCCUUUGAUGAUCAUAUUUACAAUGAAUAAAUGAAUUUCUGUCAAAUA
Molecule: messenger RNA, 1258 nt
Organism: Leptopilina boulardi
Lineage: Eukaryota; Metazoa; Arthropoda; Insecta; Hymenoptera; Figitidae
Product: peptidyl-prolyl cis-trans isomerase
Exons: 2
Coding region: 184-678 (164 amino acids)
Biological process (GO): protein folding; protein peptidyl-prolyl isomerization
Cellular component (GO): intracellular membrane-bounded organelle
Molecular function (GO): peptidyl-prolyl cis-trans isomerase activity
Source: RefSeq, a predicted model, not a curated record